This is a messenger RNA of Teleopsis dalmanni, 444 nucleotides long. RefSeq names its product secreted RxLR effector protein 161-like. NCBI's taxonomy places the organism in Eukaryota, Metazoa, Arthropoda, Insecta, Diptera, Diopsidae. The transcript has a single exon. The coding region runs from base 1 to 444 and encodes 147 amino acids. The record is from RefSeq and is a predicted model, not a curated record.
AUGCAUGAUUGCAAAGGAGUGCAAACCCCAUUUGCUAAAGGUACAGUGUUGGAAAAAUGCUGUAUUGAAAACUGCAUAGGUGGAGAUAUUAAAAAAUAUCAAUCACUAAUUGAGAACUUGAAUUAUGUGGCCGUAGUGUCAAGACCAGAUAUUGCUCAUGCAGUGUCUAAAUUGGCGCAGUUCAGUACACAUCCCCACCAAGAGCACUUUAUAGCAGCAAAACGAGUAUUCAGAUAUCUGCGAGCAAAUCCUAAGGGUAUGUUAACUUAUAAACCUAAUAGUCAGGGAUUAGUUUGUUUUUCAGAUGCCGAUUGGGCUGCAGAUAGUACUGAUCGUCGUUCCUAUAGUGGGUUUGCAGUUCUAAUAGAUGAAAACCUCAUCGCAUGGGAAUCAAGAAAACAAAGUGUGGUAGCACCAUUAGCACCAUGGAGGCAGAAUAUAUAG